UUUUUAUAAAAUUUUCCAUAAAAAUUUUUUUUAUAAGUAUUUGGUAUAAUUUUUUUGUUAAAAGGAAUUUAAUAGUUUAAUUUUAAAAACUAAAUUCAAUAAUUGAUUUCAAAAGAUUUGGUGUAAUUUUAUACUUUUGAGCAUGGGAGAUUCUACAAGGUCGUUCCAGGGACUUUUUAAUUCCUUUGGAGGAAUGCGAAAUAUGCAAAAUUUUGGGCCCUUGGCUGACACUUCAGAACAAGUUUACAUCUCGUCUCUUGCUCUACUUAAAAUGCUAAAACACGGGAGGGCUGGAGUUCCUAUGGAAGUAAUGGGUUUGAUGCUGGGUGAUUUUAUUGACGAUUACACUAUCAGAGUCGUUGACGUUUUCUCAAUGCCCCAGUCAGGUAACAGUGUCAGCGUUGAGGCUGUUGACCCAGUCUAUCAAACUGAAAUGAAAGACCAACUUAAGAGAACAGGACGUCCGGAAGUCGUUGUUGGUUGGUAUCACUCACAUCCGGGCUUUGGAUGCUGGUUUUCAGGAACUGAUGUGAAUACUCAGCAGAGUUUUGAGCAGUUAAAUCCUCGUGCAGUUGGAGUUGUUAUUGAUCCUAUCCAAUCUGUCAAAGGCAAAGUCGUUAUUGAUUGUUUCAGACUCAUUUCUCCACAUCUCAUUAUGCUAGGACAUGAGCCAAGGCAGACUACUAGUAAUAUUGGUCAUUUACAGAAGCCAACGAUUAUUGCACUGGUUCAUGGCCUGAAUCGGAACUACUAUAGCAUAGUAAUAAACUGCAAAAAGACACCACUUGAGAGUCAAAUGCUCUUAAACUUUAAUAAGAACAGAUGGACCAAGGAUUUACACUUACAGGAUUUUGUGGAGAGGCAGAAGGAAAACAAUGAUUUAGUGCGUGAAAUAAGAGAUUUAUGUGAAAAAUAUAACCAGAGUAUCAAGCAGGAGAUGACAUGUAAACCUGAAGAAUUGGUAGUCGCAAACGUAGGAAAACUUGACGCUAAAAAACACAUUGAAAAUAGCGUCAACACUCUACUCUCAAAUAACACAUUAAACGUUUUCAGCACAAUGCUCGCAAUUGAAAUGUUAUAGCUUCUCAAACAACUUAGUCCAGACUGUUUUCUGACAAUUUUAACAUUACCAAACAUUAUACUUUCGUUUCAGAAUAUAAUAAGACGGUUUGGGCAAAGAUCUUUAAUUUAAAUAAAAAUAUAAAAAAUAAUCUAAAAUCGAACAUUA
Molecule: messenger RNA, 1228 nt
Organism: Theileria parva strain Muguga
Lineage: Eukaryota; Apicomplexa; Aconoidasida; Piroplasmida; Theileriidae
Gene: RPN11
Product: JAB1/Mov34/MPN/PAD-1 ubiquitin protease
Exons: 6
Coding region: 143-1081 (312 amino acids)
Biological process (GO): protein deubiquitination; proteasome-mediated ubiquitin-dependent protein catabolic process
Cellular component (GO): proteasome regulatory particle, lid subcomplex
Molecular function (GO): protein binding; metallopeptidase activity; proteasome binding
Source: RefSeq, a predicted model, not a curated record